Messenger RNA from Solanum pennellii, 552 nucleotides. Its product is annotated as transcription repressor KAN1-like. NCBI's taxonomy places the organism in Eukaryota, Viridiplantae, Streptophyta, Magnoliopsida, Solanales, Solanaceae. The annotation marks the transcript as partial. Gene Ontology annotation, molecular function: DNA binding; DNA-binding transcription factor activity. The transcript is spliced from 5 exons. The record is from RefSeq and is a predicted model, not a curated record.
UUUUCUGAAAAUUCUCCUUCUUUAUCCAUGGAGUUAGGAAACAGCAGUAGCGAUAAAUCAUCAGAGUUUUCCAUAAGAGCGUAUGUUAAACCCAAAAUGCCAAGACUCCGAUGGACUGAUGAUCUUCAUCGCCGCUUUGUGCAUGCUGUUGAUCAUCUUGGUGGAGUUGAUCGAGCAACACCAAAGAUGGUGCUACAAAUAAUGAAUGUGAAGGGCCUUACUAUAUCUCACAUUAAGAGUCACCUUCAGAUUGCUUCCAGCUCUACUGUUUUUCCUCCUCCAUGGAAACCUAUGCCAGAGAAGAAGAUGGGAUUGGAAGGACGAUGCUACAUGUUUAGGGAUUUCUUCGAUGGAACCAUUACUAUUCGAGAUGGAGAUGAUGAUAAUAAAAUUGUGCGAGCAUAUGGUAUUAGCAAUUUGCCAAAUAAGAGUGCAACUUCAAUGAUUGAAGAGGAAGACUCCCAUAGCACUAUGUCCUUGGAGCUAUCUCUCAGUUCAGAUAUCUCUCUUGACCUCACCCUUGGUUAAAAUCAUUUGGUCUCUAUAAUCUCC